Messenger RNA from Blepharisma stoltei, 2614 nucleotides. The record is from the annotation of a GenBank genome assembly. Lineage: Eukaryota; Ciliophora; Heterotrichea; Heterotrichida; Blepharismidae.
AUGGAGCUCGAACUUUCAGCAGUUAUUGGAUUUUCAGGGAACGUGAUUCAAGGACUUAUUCUUCACCCCGACAAUGAGCAUAUUAUCUAUCCCUUAGGCUCAACAAUUGUUGUUCGACAUAUUGUUUCUCGAGUUCAAACUUUCCUUCGCGGCCAUGAUCAGCGAGUAUCGUGCAUCACCAUUUCUAGAUCAGGCAAUCUUAUAGCGAGUGGACAGCAAACUCACAUGGGAUUUCAGGCUCAAGCAAUAAUAUGGGAUUUCAAUACCAAGCAGCCACUUCAAGUCAUCAAACUCCACAAAGUUCUCAUCCAGUCCCUUCAUUUCUCGCCAAAUGAACUCUAUUUAGCCUCGCUUGGCGGCCAAGACGAUAAUAUGCUUGUGAUUUGGGAUGUAGCGACCGGCAAAGGCUUAUGUGGGAGCACAGUUGGCCAUGAGCAAGGAUUUGAAGUGAAGUUUUAUAAUAGUUCAGACUCAAAACUCAUUACAGUGCAUAAUUUGCUUGUCAAAAUUUGGGACGCAGACUAUGUCAGCAAAAAAUUGAAUUUCCAAGCUGUAAACUUAGGAAACAUCAAAAGGCAAAUCCUCAAUGUCGUCAUUCAUCCGAGUGACAGGUUUGCUUAUGUAGGAACCCGCACUGGAGACAUUUUAGAGCUUAAUCUAGAAACUGCUUUAUACAGAAGGGCUGGACCUGCUAGAAAGCUUUUCUCUCAGGGAGUGCAAUGUAUGGCAUUACUGCCUAAUGGGGAUUUAUUAGUUGGUGCAGGAGAUGGAACAUUAGCAAAGCUUGGCAGCCAAAAUCUGCAAGUCUUAAUCUUAAAUUACAUUAAUGAGGCAACUGCCGCGUUGCUAACGCAGACACCAAGGACCUCGAUGUGGGGUUCACCUGCUUUGUGACGCACUCCCAACGAGCCAUAAAGGAUCGCCAAAGGGAAAACACGUCUACUCCUUCCCACAGCGUCUGCGGCUUAAGUCUUGAGUGGGCGAGUUAUGGAAUCCUGCGGCAGCUGCUUGAGUUACGGGAGUUGGCUUUCCGAAAUUCCAAAAAAUGGAAUUUCUGGUCACCUUUCGGCAAGAAGGGAAAUUCCAAGUCCUGGGACGUAACGCCCAGUUUCACGCUAGGUAGUUCCCGAAUGGUCUAGGCAUUGCCUGUAGACCUUGCUGGGCUUACCCUUUCCAAACUUGGACACCCUUUCCUCUCGAGGAGAAAAACCAUUCUAGUCAUUGAGCAUGGGCCAGGCUCUGCUCUGCAGAAUUGCUUACCAUGGCAUUGUUGCCCAUUUCUGGAAUGGCAAAACCUUGCCUGAUAUAAUUUAAAAUAUGAGUCGAGUAUGUAUGGCCGGGAGGCCAUACCCAGACGAAGACGCCAUAUUUUAAUUCCAAAAUCUGCAAGUCAAAGUCCAAGCAGAAGUGCUAGGAGGCCCUACUUCGAUAAGUUUGACAUCAGACGCAACCCACAUGUUUCUCGUGGUUCAUGCUUUUUUGAUAGUAACUUUUUAAACUGUGCGUUUCCCUGGGAUAUAUCGUAAUUCUUUACCUUGCAAGAUGUUUAAUCGAAAUUUAACGGUUUUAUUUUAACAAAUGUCUCAAUAUAAAAAUUUUUCGAACAAAUUUCCUGGAAGAAAUGCGAUUCUUUUUCAAUACAUUAAAUGGCAUACAGCAUGUUUCUCGGACUUCCCAAUCAAAUAUCUAUUUCGUCGACUCUGAUGAACUGAAAGCAGAGCUGAGAAACACAUGCCAUUAUGAAAGAAUCAACGACGUUGCCUUCCCAUUAAACUAUUCAGAAGUUUUUGCAACCUGCUCAAUCAACGACAUUCGCGUUUGAAAUGCAAGAAACCGUCAAGAGCUCCUAAGAAUCCAAGUCCAAAACUUAGAAUGCAACUGCAUAGGCUUUACCCCAGACGGGAAAAGCAUAGUUAGUGGGUGGAAUGAUGGGAAAAUAAGAGCAUUUUUGCCUCAAUCUGGAAGAUUAAUGUAUGUUAUCAACGACGCCCAUAGGCAUGGAGUUACUGCAAUCAUUUCCGCAAAUAACUCAACCAGAAUUCUGUCAGGUGGGAUUGAAGGAGAAGUCAGAAUUUGGAAAAUUGGGAAGCAGACUCAAACUAUGGAAUCUUCAAUGAAAGAGCAUAGAGGAAGAGUUUGGGCAAUCCAAAUCAACAAAAAUAACGACCUCGCUGUAACUGCCAGCUCUGACGGUUCUUGCAUUGUGUGGGACUUAAGAUCAUUUACAAGAGUCAUUUGUUUGUUCGAAAGCACCAUGUUUAAGCAAGUCCUCUAUAAUCCUGACGAAAGCCAAUUGCUAACUACAGGCUCUGAUAGAAAAAUCACAUAUUGGGAUACUUUUGACGGGCAGUCAAUCAGAAUGCUGGAUGGCUCAGAAGAAGGAGAAGUCAAUGCCUUGGCGAUUACAAGAGAAGGCGACUAUUUCGUGUCUGGUGGAGAAGACCAGAGAGUCAAGCUCUGGAGCUAUGAUGAAGGUGUCAUUUUAUAUGAAGGAAUUGGACACUCUGGAAGCAUUAAUAAAAUAGCCUUUAGUCCAGACCAAAGAAACAUUGUCACUGUUGGCGCUGAAGGAGCUAUUUUCAUGUGGAAUGUUCCACAGGCUAACCCUCAAUAA